Molossus molossus (Pallas's mastiff bat) is the source of this 2731-nucleotide messenger RNA. Its product is annotated as solute carrier organic anion transporter family member 2B1-like. The transcript is spliced from 8 exons. Gene Ontology annotation, molecular function: bile acid transmembrane transporter activity; protein binding. Gene Ontology annotation, cellular component: membrane. Bases 1 to 1164 code for a protein of 387 amino acids. Lineage: Eukaryota; Metazoa; Chordata; Mammalia; Chiroptera; Molossidae. Gene Ontology annotation, biological process: bile acid and bile salt transport; sodium-independent organic anion transport; transmembrane transport. The record is from RefSeq and is a predicted model, not a curated record.
AUGACGGUGGAGAAGGGUGAAGACUCCUCUUCUGGGCAAACCCCUGAGGAGUCUCCAAAGAAGGAUGGCCCAGCCCAGAUCGCACCAGACCUGACCGUGAUCCAGUUCAUCAAAGUUUUCCCCAAGGUGCUGCUGCGAACCCUGCGCCACCCCAUCUUCCUGCUGGUGGUCCUGUCCCAGGUGUGCUUGUCGUCCAUGGUAGCAGGCAUGGCCACCUUCCUGCCCAAGUUCCUGGAGCGCCAGUUCUCCGUCACAGCGUCCUAUGCCAACAUGCUCAUUGGCUGUCUCUCCAUCCCCUCAGCCAUCCUGGGCAUCAUAGUGGGGGGCAUUCUGGUCAAGCGCCUCCACCUGGGCCCCAUGCACUGCAGUGCCCUUUGCCUGCUGGGGGCGCUGUCCUGCCUACUUCUCAGCCUGCCCCUCUUCUUCAUGGGCUGCUCUACCCACCAGAUCAUAGGCAUCAGCCACCAGCCUCGCGCCCAGCCCGGGCUGGAGCUCCUAGGCUGCACGAAGCCCUGCUCCUGUCCUUCGGAUGACUUCAACCCUGUGUGCGACCCCAGCACCCGUGUGGAGUACCUCACACCCUGCCACGCAGGCUGCACACAGCGGGCGGGCACAGAGGCUCUGGACAAAAGCAAGGUUUUCUACACCAACUGCACCUGCGUGGAGGGGGGUGGCCCCGUGCCUGCGGGCUCCUGCGACUCAGCCUGCAGCCACCUGGUGCUGCCCUUCAUGCUCCUAGUCAGCCUGAGUGCAGCCAUGAGCAGUGUCACCCACACGCCCUCCUUCAUGCUCAUCCUGAGGGGAGUGAAGAAAGAAGACAAGACUUUGGCCGUGGGAAUCCAGUUCAUGCUCCUGAGAGUUUUGGCCUGGAUGCCCAGCCCCGUGAUCCACGGCAGUGCCAUCGACACCACCUGUAUGCACUGGGCCCAGAGCUGUGGGCGUCGAGCCGUCUGCCGCUACUAUGACCACGACCUGUUCCGAAACCGGUUUAUUGGCCUCCAGUUCUUCUUCAAGACGGGCACCCUGGCCUGCUUCGCCUUGAUUUUGGCUAUCCUAAGGCAGCAGGACAAAGAGGAAAGGACCAAGGUGGUGACAUGCCCUGGCCUACAGCAGCAGCCAUUGGUGUCAGAACCAGAGAAGAAGCCGGAAGACUCCAGAGUGUGAGCUGUCCCAGGGCCCCACGCUGGCCGAGUGGCAGCCAUGGCAAGUACCUCCUCUAGGCCUUAGCCUGAGACUGGUUGUAAGGAGUCCUGUUUUACGAUCCUGACUCCUACACUGACUUGCUGUGUGACUUCAGGCAAGUAACUGACCCUCUCUGGGUCUUUGUUUGCUCAUCUGAACCAAGGAGUUCCUUGGGGCUUUGCUGUGUUGGCCACUUCCGAAGCAAGAGGGUCUCUCUCCUUUCUCCCCCAGCCAGACAGGCUGACCUGACACCAGGCUUUCCCAGGUGGGGUGAAGGGACCACAUCUUUCCCCACGGGUCCUAGGGUAGAGAAGUGGACAAUACUAAGCCAGGCCGCCCUGCACACCAGAUCCUAGCCCUGCUCUGCCACCACCUCUCUGAGCCUCGGCCACUAUGUCUGUCAGGUGGAAAAGGGCUUACCAGCUUUCAGGCCCCUUCCAGCUGUGACCAUCUGUGCAGUCAGGAUGGACUCAGGUCUCCUCCCAGCCCCACUCAACCUGGGGGUGGGGCCAGGACAGCCUCUGUCAAGAAGUGUCCGUUUGGCGCCCCCUGGAGGCGGAGCCCUGAGCUCGGAGGAGAGAUCCACUGGGGAGAGAUGGCCUCACCCUCAGGACACCCAGGCUGGGCAGGGCUCAGGAAAUUUGGUGUGAGGUCCCCAAGGGGUUUUAGCUUUGUGGGGAGACUCUCCCUCUGGACUCAGGAAGUCUCAGACCUUGCCCUCAAGGAGCCACAGUCUGGGUAAGGGGCUCGGUGCAGAGGGAGACCUGAGCCCCUCCUUCGGGCAUUUUCUACCUUCAAAGACCAAAUGCACCCAGCACACACUCCCUGGUAUCCUAUACACUGCCAAGAUUUCACAUUUGACCAGGGCCCCCCACCGAAGUCACACUGACUUUUGUAACUAGAAUCUUCAUUUCACUAUUUCCUCCUGGGUGUCACCUGGGGCUACACAGAUAAUGUCUGGUUCUCUGACACCCAAGUUUGGGGGUAAACGUGAUGCCUGGGUUGGCAUAAGGACCUGUUCUUUGUCAUGCUGGGAGCAGUAACGCCCAGCUGUAACGAGUCGAUCUGUGGAACGCUUGGGUCAGCCAAACUAACUGGGCCUGUGCACUCGAGCCUUCUCUGAUCUUACGGCCGGGCCUGGUUCUCUCCCUGGGACGGGAGAGAGUUUCCUGAUCUGCUCCCAGCCCGUUCUGUUGCCGUCACGUCUGACCUGGCUGGGGCCUGCUGCUCCAGAGGCAGGAGAUGGAGCCCUCGGCGGCAGCUCCCCAAGCACUGUGUCCAGCCAUGUGCUGGGGCCUGGGGAGAAGCGGACGGACUCAACUGCCUGUGGCCCUCUGAGCAGCUCCCAGCAGCAGGCUGCAGGCUCUCCUACGUGAAAGAAGACGGACGUACAGAAGUUCUAAUUCCCACUUUAUUCUACUUUUGUUGACACCUGUACAUGUUCAACAAAUAUCUGACUGAGCCUUUACUUAUCAACGCCAAGAAUUUCAAAGUCUCAACAAGAUGAGGCUGUUUGUAUGUUUAUAUUCCUUUUCCUUCCCUCCUAUUG